AUGGCUGGGAGCAUAAAAAAAGACGCACCAUACAUAUCCAGAACUAUUAGAAAGCGGCUGAACUCCAUGGACAUAACAGAGCUGACGGAAAUACAAAAGCAGGCAAUUCCGCACGUGUUGGAGGGGCAUGACCUCUUGGGCAUAGCCAACACAGGCUCUGGAAAGACCUUGUCCUUUCUUAUACCGGCAGCAGAGCGGCUUAGAAAAGAAAAAGAGAUGGCGAAGCCCAGGGUUCUUGUCAUAUCGCCAACAAGAGAGCUCGCCAUGCAGACGUCUCGGGUUUCGCAGAAGCUGUUCUCAGACUGUCCGGGAAUAAGAACAGUGCUUCUUGUGGGCGGGACCAAGAAGGCGCACGAAACGCAGGAGAUGGAAAGGGGCUGCGGCAUUCUUGUAUGCACGCCAGGCCGGCUGCUAGACCACCUGCAAAACGGGCUGUCUCUAAAAAAGAUAGAGAUCGCGGUUCUUGACGAGUCGGACAGGAUACUCGACAUAGGCUUUGAAAGAGACAUGCGCGACAUUCUUACAUAUCUUCCCAAGAAGCGGCAGACUCUUAUGUUCAGCGCCACAAACACAGACAACAUUCUGUGCAGGUCCUGGCUUUCGAAAAGAUACAAGAAGGUCCACGUGCAAAUAGACGACAAAAUCACAGCGCAAGGCCUGAAGCAGUCUUUUGUGAUGUGCCCCGAAGACCAGCGAUUUUCUCUCCUUUUCUCUUUUUUGAAGAGGACAGAGGAAAAGGCCAUUGUGUUUUUCUCCACGUGUGCGUCCGUUGUUUUCCAUGGAGAGCUGUUUUCUUUGCUUGGCUUCAAUCUGGGGAUGCUGCACAGCGGAGUCAAGCAAGAAAAAAGAGCGCGGGUUUUCGACGAGUUCUGCGCGGGAAAGAAGAAGCUUCUGUUCAGCACAGACGUGGCGGCGCGGGGCUUGGAUAUUCCUGGGGUGCGGUGGAUUGUCCAGUACGACCCGCCCACAGACCCCAAAGAGUACAUACACAGAGUGGGGCGCACAGCCCGAGCUGGAGCAGAAGGCGAGGCCCUGCUGUUUCUUUUGCCGCACGAAAGAGUGUUCAUAAAGUAUCUGAAGCACCUUGGCGUGGAGGUGGACGAGCUGGCAUAUGCAGAGCCCAGAGACAUAUCAGAGUACUAUGUGAAAACGGUUAGCGAAAACCACUAUUUAGAAAAGGGCGCAAAAGAAGCGCUGCGCGGGUAUCUGCAGGCGUAUUCCGGGCACAAGCUAAAAAAGGUCUUUGACGCGUCCCAAAUAGAGCUGAACAAAAUAGCAAAGUCGUUUGGGCUGUCCAAGAUGCCCAAAAUAGACCUCACCAUCUGCGCGCGAGGCAAGUAG
Molecule: messenger RNA, 1341 nt
Organism: Nematocida major
Lineage: Eukaryota; Fungi; Microsporidia
Product: ATP-dependent RNA helicase DDX18/HAS1
Exons: 1
Coding region: 1-1341 (446 amino acids)
Biological process (GO): maturation of LSU-rRNA from tricistronic rRNA transcript (SSU-rRNA, 5.8S rRNA, LSU-rRNA)
Cellular component (GO): nucleolus
Molecular function (GO): nucleic acid binding; ATP binding
Source: RefSeq, a predicted model, not a curated record